This is a messenger RNA of Styela clava, 1242 nucleotides long. NCBI's taxonomy places the organism in Eukaryota, Metazoa, Chordata, Ascidiacea, Stolidobranchia, Styelidae. The record is from RefSeq and is a predicted model, not a curated record.
AUGGCUAGCUUAAAAAUUAGCAGUUUCAUUUCCACUGUAGCAGUUUCAUCCGCGGUGUUAUUUAUUAUCGUAUUACUUCAAAAUUGUAAAGUAGUACACUCAUUCAACGUAGCGACUCACGAAAGCGGUCUCCGAUUUUUUCUCUCAUCAGUUGCUCGACCAAACGAAAUUAACAAGAUUCCGAGUCUACCUGAGGACGAACCUCCUACAUUUUUCGGAUAUAAUAUACUUUUCCAUCGAGCUCGGUUUGGUGGAGGUGUAAACUUGAUUACCGGUUCACCCAAACGUAUGAAUCCAGCGAAUCCUCGUUCGCAACAUUUAGGACCAGAAAGAUAUAACUCUUCAAAAACACAAGGAAGUAUGAACGCAUGUGUUAUCCCGAGAUCCGUUUUUGUCAGAGAAGAUUCUCACAGGAUGUGCCAGGAGUUACAUCCGGAAAAUACAGAACCCGGUGAUGGGGUUGGCUUGUCAUUUGCUAUCAACAGACAAGGUCAUACAGUGACUUGUCCGUAUCCUCGACCGAAGGAUUGCGAUACCAGUCGCUACAAUCCAGGUUUCUGCUUCUUAGGCUCAAGAGGCGGGAAACGAUGGUCAGGAAUACAACAGAACGUCAAUUUUGAUUGCCCUGUCAAUGGACUUGAUAUUGUCUUUGUUCUUGAUGGAUCACAAUCUAUCGGCGGGGAGAACUUUGAAAAAGUGAAAGAAUGGGUUUUGCAAGUCAUUGAACGAUUUAACAUUGAUACUGGUGCAAAUAGAGUUGGUGUUAUACAAUACUCUCACUUUUAUGAAGGAUGGGGACUGGACGAUCAACCUUUCAUUAAGACUGAAAUUGCACUUGGAGAAGUUCGGAAAUUUGAGCAAUUACGACAACACCUAACUGAAGUUUCGUUACAAAACUAUACAACGUAUACAGCUCAUGCUUUGAAUAAGACAGUUAUGGAUUUCGAAGAUUCUGGAAGACUUUUUGAUCCUUCAACGAAACAAGUAUUGAUUCUUCUGACUGAUGGAAUAUCAACAGACAAGGAAUAUCUACCAUAUUCAGCAAAGUACGUUCGUUCAUUUGGAAUACAAACGUACGCAGUUGGUGUAGCAGAUGCCGUACAAAGUGAACUGAGGACCAUUGCUACCGGUAACGUAAUGAGCAACGAACGUGUAUAUCAAGUUGGAGAUUUUAGCGAUUUAGCUGAUAUUGUUGAACGAUUGCAGGGAGACAUCAUUGAAAAUGCGCUGGAAGGUAAUUAA